GCCUUCAGUCAUAUUCUUUACGCGCGGCGCGCGUGUUGCGCCGUUUUUAAUCGUUGUGCUCGAGUUCGAAUAUAAAGUGUUUGGUGUACGUUUUUUUUUCUCUCGAAAAUUGAUCUGUUAAUUUAAAUAAUAAUUUUUCUAUUUAUUUAAUAUGGCAUUACGUUUAUGCAAUAGUCACGUGUUGAAAAUCGUAUUACUUUGUUCGAUAUGGCCUUUGGUGUUUUGUAACGACGAUUCGGAUAUCGUUGUCAAGUCAGUGCGAGUUGUAAAUGAGAAUUCUUCGACUACUGAUAAGAAUUGGACGUACGUUCGAGCUACCCUACUCGUAGAUGGGGAUAAUUUUCCUACAAAUAUGAAAAUCAAAUUAACACCCGAAGUGGAGCAGGAUGAUGAUGAUGAUGAUGAGGUGAAUCGUUGCAACGAUCAUCGACGAGAUUCGGAGAGCCAUAUUAUUCACGAAUUUGCAUCGUCGAAUAGUACAUUUUUGUCGGUUAAUGUUUCGUUUUCUUCUUAUAAUUUCGAUAUCCCUGUUACGAAUUUUUCGUUAUGUGUGUUAAUUAAUUUACCAAAUAGUGAUAACGAAUCGUAUUUCGAUAAAUGGUUAUAUUCUGGUAAAAGUGUUCAGUUUAGGACUAGACGGUUACUAAGUGAGCAAGGUGUCGGUGUCGAUGACUUGGAUAAUCAUAUUUUACCAGCUAAAUCGGAACGAAUUCGACGUGAUGUUGACGCCAGUUCGAACGUGACGAUUUAUGGAGUGUUAUUGGAAUCUUCGACGCCGCCUGCUCUGUACGAUGAUGAUGGAGGCGGUGAGCCAACCUUAUUGGUCGGCUCUGAAGCCACUUAUCGAUUAUUCGGAUCAGGUUGGACUGAAGAUACGAUAUUCGUUUGGACCGAACAGAAAGGCGAAUAUGGAUCCGAGUGCGAAUACAUUACCGGCGAUAAAACCAAGCCGAUACUAGAGACCGGAUCAGAGCACACAGCAACGCUGAAAAUGACCGUACCGGGUCCUCAAAAAGGCAAAUCAGGCGCGACGCUGUACUUUUGCUACAAAAGCUCGAACUCGUCGGAUAAGAAAUUCUUGCAUUUAGGAGACAAGCCAUUCGGUCGAAUCGUGAUUCGCGAACGUAUCAUUCCGUUAUGGCUUCAAGUCAUCAUUAUCGUGGUGUGUUUGAGUUUCUCGUGUUUAUUUUCGGGUUUAAAUUUAGGUCUAUUGUCGUUGAAUCGGACAGAUUUGAAAAUCAUUUCGAAUACGGGCACCGAAAACGAACGUAAAUACGCCAAAGCCAUUUACCCGGUUCGAAUCCACGGCAAUUAUCUGCUCUGUAGUAUUCUGUUGGGCAACGUGUUGGUCAACAGCAUAUUCACCAUUUUAUUAGAUGAUCUGUCUUCCGGAAUGGUAGCCAUUGUCGUUUCAACUCUGGCUAUCGUGAUUUGCGGCGAAAUCUGCCCGCAAGCUGUAUGCUCCAGACACGGAUUGGCCAUCGGUGCCAGGACCAUUUACAUCACGAAAACGGUCAUGUUUUUGACCGCUCCGCUGUCUUGGCCGCUGAGCCGGCUGCUCGACUGGGUCCUAGGUGAAGAAAUCGCCACUACUUAUACCAGAGAACGUCUGAAGGAAUUGGUCAAGAUUACCAACGAGUAUAACGAUUUGGAAAAGGAUGAGGUGAACAUCAUCUCGGGAGCUUUGGAAUUACGCAAGAAGACCGUGGGCGAGGUUAUGACCAAAAUCGAAGACGUCUACAUGUUGUCCUACGAUACGAUCCUGGAUUUCGAGACUGUUUCGGAGAUUAUGAAAUCAGGAUUCUCAAGAAUACCAGUUUACGAAAGCACUAGAAGAAAUAUCGUAUCUUUGCUUUAUAUCAAAGAUUUAGCUCUCAUUGAUCCCGAUGACUGCACACCGCUCAAAACACUGUCGCAGUUUUAUCAAAAUAGUUGCUAUUAUGUGUUCGAAGAUACCACCUUGGACGUGGUGUUCAAACAAUUCAAAGACGGUUGCAAAGGCCAUAUGGCAUUUGUACACAGAGUCAAUAACGAAGGCGAAGGAGAUCCGUUUUACGAAACUGUUGGUAUCGUUACCUUGGAAGAUGUAAUCGAAGAGUUGAUCCAGGCUGAAAUUAUGGAUGAAACCGAUGUUUACACCGAUAACCGAAGCAAGCAAAGGAGAUCCGAACGAAUGCACCAUAAUGCUGAUUUCUCACUAUUUUCCGAAAGAAAUAUGAAUCAACGAGUUCACAUUUCGCCUCAAUUGAACUACGCAGCGUUCCAGUUCUUGCAUACAAGUGUGGACGCCUUCAAACCAGAAAACAUAUCGGAAUCGGUGCUGUUGCGUUUAUUAAAACAAGAUAUAAUUUUCCAUAUCAAAGUGAAAGAUAAAGAGAAAAUGAAAGACGAUCCUAGUUGCGUUAUUUAUCAGCAGGGCAAACAGACGGAUUAUUUUGUGCUGAUUUUAGAAGGUCGUGUCGAAGUUACGGUCGGUCGUGAAAAUUUAAUGUUCGAAAGUGGUCCAUUCACCUACUUCGGUUCGCAAGCUUUAAUACCAAACAUAGGAGUUGCCGAAUCACCUACGAAUACAAACGUCGCUCAGCCCUUGGGAAGCCUGCAAUCGGUAAAUUUGGAAUCGAUGCUGCGUUACACGUUUAUACCGGAUUAUACAGUACGAGCGGUCUCCGAAGUGUUCUAUUUACGUAUAAAGCGUUCGUUUUACUUGGCAGCCAAAAAAGCUACGCUAAUGGAGCGUUCGAAAAAAGUCUCGAAUGCUGGCGAACAUUUUGACGAUGAAGUUGAAAAGCUAUUGCAUAAUUUCGGAAAAGGUGGCAGUGGAGACGACGAUUCAAAAAGUCAAGAAUCACGUGACGGCUCGUUCCCCAAUACACAAAACCUGCAAUACAUCGAAGAUAGUAACCGUAGCAGUCCGGUAAACCAAGACAGUCUGAACAACGGUUACAUGUCCGGUACAGUUUCACCAUCUCGAACUCCUCGCCAUACCAGUGAUCUUACAGGCGAAGAGAAGACCAACCUUUUAAGCGUGCAAGCUUCAACCAACAACGAAGACGCUCAAGGCACCUCGUAGGAAUUCCAAAAAAACUAAAAAAAAUUUCCAGGGCUUCUGUAUACUAUUUUUUUCCUUCAAAUUCACACCGAUCAAUCGAAGCGUUCAGAUAUUGAGUCGACUCGUGAUGAUCCGGACCGGACGUUGACGAGUUUUCACGAGUACUCGCAUCUUUUUACAUUUUAGCACUCGAACCUCUUAUGAAUUAUGUAAGUAAGAUUUUGUCAUGUUGCUUGUUUCUGUUUCAUGUCCCCCCCAAUAUACUAUUGUAGUUGGUAGUAUUAUGUGUACUAUGUAUUUGUGAUUUUUUUUUCUCUUCUCCUGUUUGUUAUCAUUACUACGUAUUAUUUUAUGUACCCAGUGUACUUAAUUGUUAUCUAGAAAAGGCAUCGUUUCGAACAGAUGCACGAACCUAAUAAACCUAUGCAGAUUUCUCGACAAUCUCUCCUCUUCUCCCUCCAUCCAUUUACCAGUUUAUUUUUCCCAAUAUUGAUGUACUUAUGUAAGUACUUACCUACCUAGAUCUUGUGUAUCCUAAUUUACCACUAUAUCAAAGUAUUAUUAUGAAUAUUGUAUGGUUUUAUUAUUUUGUAUUAUUUUAACCGAAUUUUAUCAUGUGUCGUGUUUAGACGCGGAUCUCGACUCAACGUAUGUAUUAUUACGUUUAAAAAUUACUUUCUUUAUCCAGGUACCUAUAUCUAAUCUAUCCAAAUCGUUGAUAUUUUUACAAAAUUACUUACGAAUCUUCGGGUUACAUUUUUGCACUGUAUCAUUGUUGUUAUUGUUUUCCCCCUCGAUCCAGAUCCCCGGUUUGUAUUUUUCUCUCUUCUGUCUAUGUUUUGUUGCGAGUUUUUAAUUUUAGUAUUUUUUUUUCGUUGACUUGUAAGCUUGAUUCGAUGGAAUCGUCGAGUAAUUUGAUGGAUUGUUUGAUGAGUGGGGAUUUUAUCGUGAUUCGGGAGGUAUUUUGGUUUGAAAAUUGAAUAAGUUAUCGAUGGGAUGUUGAUUUUACCAAAUUUGAAUGUUUUCCUCGCUUCUUUUUUCAAUUUUUGGGUGAAUUUUUGGUUUAAAAUUGGGAAUAGCUUCGAAAGUUUAGAAUUCCGUGUUGUUCUAGUCAACUUUAUUUACGAUGUUUUCAGUUUUUAGGAAAUGAUUUAUGCAAUUUUUCGUUUUUUUUUUUUUGUUUUUUCUUUUAAAUACCUACUUAAUUUAAAUUUUGUCGAUGGGUAUUUUUUUCUUCUUUUCGAAUUUCCCACCGGAGUCUGAGUAGAGAUUGAUUUUAAUGAUGAAAGAAAACGUGUGCAAAGCUAACUUUUAUGAACUUUUUGUAUUUUUUUUUUUAUUUUUUUUAUGGGAGCUUUUGAAAUCCAACUUGAACCAAAGGUGCCAAGAGGUAUCAAAAUAUUACCUAAUUGAGCUAUAAAACGCUGAAAUAGUGACAUUUGAAAUAAUAAACCAAACUUCAUCACUAAAAAUAUCCCCUUGUCUUUCUAGAUCGAUUGGAAAAGGUUUCGAGCCGUUUUGAGUGGUUCUAGAGCCUCCAGAAAAAUUUUUAAAAUUAUAAUUUUCACGCUGGAAUUCGUACUGGUUAAUUUAGAACACUGAAACUUUGGUUGGUAUCCCUGCUUUGACCUGCUGAAUGAACUGAAGAGACUCCGAGACGUUCUGGAGCCUCCAGGGAUAUUUUGAAAAUUCCAGAAAUGAGUCAUUCGUAUCAACAGCUCGCAUUUAUCGACGAUGGAAGUUUAUUGGACAAUUCUUAAAGUAUUUUUUGGAUAGACUGGAAUUUUCGAAGUGUUCCUGGAGGCUCCAGAACAGUCUAAAACCACAUUCAAUUGAUUCAGUAUUUAUUUGAAUAACUUAUUGAAAUUUUUUCAAAGGAGACCAAAUGUUCAAAGGACAUGUUUGAUAUUUCAAGUUUUGAAAUUGGCUUUUGCACACGUUUUGCUUUUUAUGAAGUUGAGAAUCUGAAAAAAAAACUCAUAAUAUUUUCCGACGUAAUUUUAAGAGUGUGGAAGGAGGGGAAAAGGGAGGGGUCGGAAUUAUUUAGGGCCAUUUAUGAAAAAUUGUUGAGUUUUUUUUCAUUUUUUGCUUCCAUUGUUCCAAAGUUGUCUGUUUCAAAUUUCGAAAAUACCUGAAAAUUUUAGCCAAAAAAAAUUUAAAAAAAAACAGGAACAUAAAUUUUUUCAAGAAUUCUCAAUUUCUGUCUCAGAAUUCCUCCAAAUUACCUCCUUUCAAGUAAACCCCACCUCUGAACUACCCCAGCAACUUUGGUUUCUCUCCCCUCCCCUCCCCUCCCCACCAAAAACUUAAAUAAUGUACCUAAUGAAAGUUUUUUUUAUUCAAAAAUCCUCCAAAAUGAUAAAAAUUUGAAAAUGAAUCAAUAUUAAAAUUUUUUUCAAAUUCUCGAUAUUUGUAUCUAAUUCAGAAUUCCUUUAAAUAACUUCUUUUUGAGAAAAACCCUUCUCCAGUCUCUCAAGUAAUUUUGAUUUUUCUCCCCUCUCCUCGAAAAUUGAAAACGUGUAUACCUAAUGAGAAGUUUUUUUUUCAAAAAAUCCUCCAAAAUGAUGAAAAUUCAAAAACAAAUCAAAUUGAUUUUUUUUUUUUUAAAUUUUCAACAUUUGUGUCUAACUCUGAAUUCCUUCAAAUAACCCAUUUUUGAGGAAAAAACCUCCUCCAGUGUCCCAGGUAAUUUUUGUUGCUCCGUACAAAGCUCCUCCUUCCCCCUUCUCCCUCCAAAAAAAACAAUAAAAUAUGAGUUAUGAAAAUUUUUCGUUCAAAAGUCAUUUAAAAUGAAAAAAAAUUGUGAAACAAGAGUUUUUCAAUUUCUGCCUCAGAAUUCCUUCAUCUGGACCCCGCUCCAGGUAUUUUGUCUCUCCCCCCCUCCCCUAAAAAAAACUAAGGAAAUUUACCUAUAAUAAAACGUUUUUUAUUGAAAAAUCCUUCAAAAUGAAAAAAAAAUCUGAAAAUUAAUCAAAAUGAAAUCUUUUAAAAAUUCUCAAUAUUCGUAUUUGACUUUGAAUUUCUCCAAAUUACCUCUUUUUGAAGAAGAAAAAAAAAACAUGCCAUCUUCCAAGUAAUUUGGGUUCUUCUGUACGAACCCCUCCUCCCCCCUCCAUUAAAAAAAUGAAAAAACAAAAAAAAUCGUUUAAAAAUUAAAUAAAUAGGUAUUGAAAUACAUGAAAUUUUCAAUUUUCUUUAAAAUUCUCAGAUUUCUGAGUGAGAGUCUCUCCAAAUAAUCUUUUUUUCAAGAAAAACCCCUCCAGUCCUCCAAAUGAUUCUGAUUCUUGUGCGGAGCCACCUUCCUCCCUCCUACCUUACUCGACCCCUAAAAAAAAUAAAAAAUAAAAAACGUUAAAAAAUUGAAAAAUCUUUUAAAAAUUUCAUUUUUUUCAAUUUUUUUAUUUUUUUGGAGGUUUUUAUACAAGAAGACUUACAUUGUAGAGUGACAGAGGAAGAUUUUAUCUUGAAAAAGUAGGUACUUAGAAUUUUAACGCAGAAAUUGAAAAUAUUUAAAGCUCUUACAGACUUAUUUUUUGUUCUCAAUUUGGGUAUGGGAGGAAAGGAGGGGGGAGGGGGCACAGUGGUCCCUCGGAAUUUCUAGGACGCCAAAAAUCUGAAAGUUGGUGUACGGGGGGUUUUCGAAGGUGCUGAUUUCAUUUUUGACAAUAUUUUGACUCCAGUCCCCAACCCCAACCCCAACCCCACCCCCUUCCAGGAAGGGGGCAAAACUCAAAAUUUUGUAAAUAUGCGUGUGACGUGUCAAAAUGUAGGUUUUUCGGGCUCCCAAAUUCAUUUCUGGUAUCAUUUUUCAAAAAUUCGCAAUAUUGACCCCAUGGGGAGGGGGGAAACUCAAAAUUUUGGAAAUUUUCGUGUGACAUAUCAAAGUGUAGGUUUUUUUGGCUCCCAAAUUCAUUUCUGGUAUCAUUUUUCAAAAAUGUGCAAUAUUGACCUCAAGAGGAGGGGGGGGGGACUCAAAAUUUUGGAAAUUUUCGUGUGACGUGUCAAAGUGUAGGUUUUUUGGGCUCCCAAAUUCAUUUCUGGUAUCAUUUCUCAAAAAUUCGCAAUAUUGACCCCCCAGAGGGAGGGGGGAAGAACUCAAAAUUUUGGAAAUUUUCGUGUGACGUGUCAAAGUGUAGGUUUUUUGGGCUCCCGAAUUCAUUUCUGGUAUCAUUUCUCAAAAAUUCGCAAUAUUGAGCCCCGGGGGGGGGGGGGGGUACUGGAAACAUACAAUAUUGUUUGAGAGACCGAGGUUGAAUGGCGAAUUAUUUAUAAAAACUUUGGUUCAGAAAUGGGAAAUUUACUGAUUUAUUACUAUUUUUUUUUAUAUUUUUUUUUCAACUUUGAGUACCUAGUUUUUUCAUAAAAAGUGAAUUUUUCAGUAGAAUUCUGACUCAGAAAUAAUUAUUUCAGAUGAAUAAGAUUUUUUUACGGGGAAGAAGGGGGGGGUGCUUUUUACACUAUUUUUUUUCAAUUUGGGGGAAAUUCAAGUGAAGGGUAGAUAUUUUUUUCUCAUAAAAUCCAACAGCUUCAAUGAACAGGAGUUCAAAAAAAUCCAAACUUCAAUCAGUUGAAAAAUUCGUCUUUUUCUAUCCCUCUCUCCCCUCCUCCGUCCUCUACAAUUCGAAAUUAUUUUUUUCGUUUCUUCCUCUCUUCCCCCUUUAAAGUCGAUCGUAAUUAUUUUCUGAAUCCAAACGUACUUAUUUUCAUCAACGUCACAUACGAUUUGAUUUUAAGAAAACCCGAAUUUUUUUCACGUUUAAUUUCUCGCUUCCCACCAAAAAUUACCUAACUUGAGAAAUUUAAUCAGUUCCUCAAAAAUGCAAUACUAAUUGAUAAGUUUGCACGUUUCGAAACAUACCUACUAUAACUAUAAGCUUCUGUAGCUAAAUUGCCUGUAUUUCCAUCCCCGAUCGUAGAUCUGGUCCGAGAACUUGUACGAGUUGAUUUUAUUUUUU
Messenger RNA from Planococcus citri (citrus mealybug), 8004 nucleotides. RefSeq names its product metal transporter uex (gene uex). Gene Ontology annotation, molecular function: transmembrane transporter activity. NCBI's taxonomy places the organism in Eukaryota, Metazoa, Arthropoda, Insecta, Hemiptera, Pseudococcidae. The record is from RefSeq and is a predicted model, not a curated record. Gene Ontology annotation, cellular component: plasma membrane; cytoplasm. The transcript is spliced from 12 exons. The coding region runs from base 152 to 3070 and encodes 972 amino acids. Gene Ontology annotation, biological process: transport; magnesium ion homeostasis; intracellular manganese ion homeostasis.